GGCCACCAUGUCCCUCUGCCGGGCCACGCUCCAGGGCAGCAGCUCCAGCGACAUCUUCUUCCACGUGGUGACCCCCGACAGAAUCCCGCAGUUUAUUAUCCCGUCCCUGGACGUCCACAAGAAGCAGAGAUGCUCAGGCAAGGGGGCGGGACAGCUGGAGGGGACGGGGCAGCUGGAGGGGACGGCUUGGAGUGGCAGCUGGGACACGGCGGUGCAGGAUGAGCAGGGCUCUAACUCAUCCUCUUUUAACUCAUCCUGCUCCAACCCAGACCCCACUGCCUGGGCAGCUCUGUCCCUGCCGCACCUCCCCAAGGUCACCACCCCGUACGGCUUUGUCACCCUGGGGCGCAGCCCGCAGGUCACCAGUGAGGAGGCGUUUUUUCACUCGGGCUCAGGCCACCCUCGGGGUCCCGGGACACGUCCCAAGUGGCAGGAGGAGCCGGGAUGCUGCGGACAUCCCGGGAUUCCUGCUGCUGAGGGAGACUCCGGCAUGGGAGGAAGCCAGAGGGACCACAAGCAGCCAAGUGCCCGUGCCAGCGGUCACAAGGGCGAUGGAAGCAGCCCGAGCCCAGCGGGGCUUCCCCUGCCCAGAUGUGCCAGAGACAUCCGAAUAACAGAGGCUCUGGAAAGCCGAGAGGCCGAGAAGAGGGACAGGAGGCCUCUGGGCAUGGACUGUCCGAGGAGCAGCUCCAGCCUGGAGCUCCCCACGGCGACAGCCAGGAAGAAUUUGUUCCAGAGGAUCCUCAGGAGGCACCUUGUCCACCCGCGGCAGCUCAAGCCUGGGCAUUUCACUCUCCACUGAUCCUGCAAAGCAGCUCCGAGGAACUGAGGCUCCCUAAAGACCUGGAGAAAAGACAUUUCUGUCAAUGCCUCAGAACGCUGAGCAGCCAGGCUCAGCUGAGAGUCUGGGUGUCACCUUCCUUGGGGUGACAUUGCUGGUGGCACCGGCAGGGCACAGCGGGGAGGGACACAGCAGUGGGGGGAGCAAAGGGGCUCUGCGGGUUUGUGAUUUUUCAGAGCCUGAAUAAAAGUGCAAACAUUCCA
Catharus ustulatus (Swainson's thrush) is the source of this 1044-nucleotide messenger RNA. Its product is annotated as C2 calcium-dependent domain-containing protein 4C-like. The transcript has a single exon. NCBI's taxonomy places the organism in Eukaryota, Metazoa, Chordata, Aves, Passeriformes, Turdidae. The record is from RefSeq and is a predicted model, not a curated record. The coding region runs from base 8 to 802 and encodes 264 amino acids.